Podarcis muralis (Common wall lizard) is the source of this 4683-nucleotide messenger RNA. It is a transcript of the gene FBXO43, whose product is annotated as F-box protein 43. Gene Ontology annotation, molecular function: protein binding. Gene Ontology annotation, cellular component: nucleus. NCBI's taxonomy places the organism in Eukaryota, Metazoa, Chordata, Lepidosauria, Squamata, Lacertidae. The record is from RefSeq and is a predicted model, not a curated record. Gene Ontology annotation, biological process: negative regulation of meiotic nuclear division; regulation of mitotic nuclear division.
AAAUACUUAAAAAAAACUUAUAAUUAAAAAAUACACUCACAGCUAGCCCACACUACACUUAGUCAACACUAGUCAACAUUGCAGGUAGAGUGAGGGAACUGCAAUUUGUGGUCCUUGCAGGAUUUGGACCUUGGAUUUCCUGGCUCAUUCUUCACAUUAGUUCUGUAUGCUGUGAAAGAUGACAUUUCUCUUCUCCUCCUUAAUAGGGGGGGAAGUGGAAAUUCUAAUCUACUAUAGGGAAGGGGGGGGAGAGAAUGUGUACAUCCACCUCAAUGAAUAUGGGGUAUAAAAUGUGUUCAUGUGUGGCUGAAAAACACCGAAGACGGUCAGAGAAAUCCAGUUCUUGUGAAAGGAAGUGGGUCAUGGGGUAAGGAGGUCAACCAUAGGAAAUCGACAAGCCAAAGCCCUCCUUCACACGCCCCCAGGUUAUAAAAAUGCACACGCAUCGACGCGUGUUAGCUAGCACGCCUUCAGAGAAAAGCUCUGCAACUUGCUCCUUGCCCGGCCUCAGUUCACAAAACUUUCUGUCCUUUGCAAUUAAUGCACAACUGCAACUUCUCCCCCCUGCCUGCCUCCCUCCCUCUUUCUGCCGGUCUUGCGCGUGGCGUCCGUUCUGAGCUCCUCUCCUAGGAGGCAACGCGGAGGAAGAGGGAGCGGAGGAGAGAAGCUGCAGCAGUUGGGAAAAGGCGGGUAGUUCAAAACUGAGCGAGGGAAAACCACGGCAGGCGCACGCGGGCAGCGCAGCGGGAGGCGUUUCUCUUUCUCGCUUAGGGCAACGCUCUGGGGCUGAGGCGAGCUGGAGCGGGGGAAGCCCAGAGCUGCUGCUGCUGCUGCUGCUGCUUUUUCUCCAACAGGCAGAGAGCCGUGCUCUUUCUGCAUAGAUCUUGCGCGCAGCCCCUGCCAGUUCUUAGGAUGGGUGCGAAUUCGUUCCCUUUUAAAAGCCCUCUUUAAUCACUCUUCCCAGCCGCCGCCCCCCACCCAUCUCUUGCUCCACAUGUGGGAGCAGAGCCCUUUUCACCGUCUCCAUUGACUUGUGCGAGGAUUUGGGGCGUGUGGAACUGCUGCUGGUGGUGUUUCGCACUCAAGGUUAAAAAGGUACUGGUAUUUUGAUUUUAACAAUAAGGAAACGACUCAUGAGAAGCGACUCCUGCCUUUCAAAUUCACAAGCUGAGGAUCAUAGUUCUAAAUUCUAAACAUCUUCCAAGCAAUUGAGGAAGAUGACACUUGGUAUCUUGUGUACAGGUGAUAAUUUCCUUUUGCUUCAUAAAGCUGGUAAUUACAACUUGCCACCAACGGAGGUUCCAUUUUGCAAUUUUCCUAAGCAAUAAACAGUGUGUAUAUAUCUAAGCCUUUAAAAAAAUAGUAAGUUUCCACUUUCCAGGAGUCGUUUGAAAAGCUCCUCUGUACUUUUAAGUCCACCACUGAAUGAGACAUGAUUUGCAGCUGAUCAGGAGUGCUUACUAUCACAGAGGGACAAGACACAAGCAAAAAGACAGGGAAAUGGGGAGAGAGAAAUUAACUUCUGAUUCAGUGUUAGAUUAAAAGUACAGGGGAAACCUCCGGGUUGUGAUCUGACAACCCUAAAGCCAUCUGUGCAAGUGGCUAUAGCAACAACUGUGACAGUUGAUUCUCUAGGUAAAUGUUUGUAUUGUUUGAAGUACUUCCAUCUCCCUAGUAGCAAGUUCAGAACAAUCCGUUUUGUUAGAUGACCCUUGGUUCUCCUGUGUUGAGAACGUGAAUAACACUUCUUCUAGUUACUUUCUUUAUAUUGUUCAUGGUUUUUAUAAUUCUGUCUCAUGUUCCUUCAGCUGUCUUUACUUUAAGCUAAAAACUUAGCUACUUAAGCCUCCUUUUUAUUUUACAAGGAAGACACUAAAAAUGUCAGUUUGUUCUCUGCGUCGGUGUGUUAGUCUUGUGCCUUAAAGAGUGAAACAUUUAUAAUUCACAAUACCUUUGUAGAGUCCACUUCAUCAAACACAUGAAAUGUUAUCCCAAGCACACGGUACAAACUUAACUGGAGGGUGGAGGUAGUAACUGCAUUACAAAUGCAUUUUAAGACUCUAUAGGUCUACCUUGGAUUAUAAUUGGAAGGCAGUGCAGGAUUUGGGAGACCUCAUUUAUACUGUCAGCUGAUAACCUACCAUGGGAUAGGUUGCUGUGUUCUGCACAACCUAUGAUUCCCAUACAAUCAUAAGAAACUUUGGCCCACCAUAUACUAAAGUCUAAGAAAGCUAUGCUAUGUUUUGUAAUAGCAAAUGUUUUUGUCCCUCAGCAUCCUAGGUGAUGCCUGUACAGUUGUGGAGUAUUUAUUUAACUUCAGCCUCCUUGUGACUCCAUCAGGAUCAUAACCAGUUCCAAGCACAAGAUGUCAGAAAGCCACUCAAUUCUAUCCAGUAUUCUUAAAAGAGGCAGACUGACCUCUCCCGGCAACAGUGCAAGAUAUUUCAGCUUUAAAGAUUCUUGCUCCCCUUCCAUAUUUCAUGACAGUGGAUACAAUGGAUCAUUAAAAGACCCAAGCUUUGAUUAUAAUGAUGCAGAACAUAAAGGCGAACAGAAUGACACAGGCCUGCCUGAAUAUUCAAAACAUGCACAUUCUAGUUUAAGCACUUCAUUGUCUCCCAUUGACCAUGAAAAUGUUAUCUUUUUAUCAGAAAGAAAGGAACCAAUUACACAUACAGAUUUAUAUGAAACACCAAAAGUUGUUAAAAAAGACUUGUCACUCCGCAGAAGAUUGCUUGUGUCUAAAUCAGCUUCUGUUGGUUCUUUGGGGUGUUCUGAAAAACAAGUAUCUUCAGGGAGCCGUCAGAAAAAAGCAUGUUUAGCUCACUUUCUUAGUCUUGAUGAAAUAAUUUCAAAAUGUGCCUUGGAUUCUCCAAGAGAGAAGAGCUACAAGCCUUUGGCUACUAGUACUUUAAAAAGUGAGGACCCUAUUUCUGGUUGUCAGAAACUCAGGCUUGUUUUCUCUCAGCAGAGGACAUCUACAAUAGAUGAUUCAAAAUCUAAAGGCGGCUGCUUGUCCGAGCCAGGUUGUUUAUCUCCAAUCCAGCCUAAAUCAUCUACAAAUACACCUAAUAUUUUUAUUGACAAUGUUCUUAAUAGUUUUAAUGAUCAAAGCACUUGUCCAGAAUUGAUUGAAACUCCUAACUGUACAUUGUCUGAGACAAAUGAUGAUAGAUUUAUCACACCCAUCAAUAGUCUUGUAGAAGGAUUUAGUCUUAAUAUAUCUGAAAUAAAUACCCCUCCAGUUAAAGAAAUAAGUGACUUGAGCCUAUCAACCCCUGGUAGCAGCAGCAGCUAUAAUUCACUUAGUUUAGAUAAAUCGGAGGAGUCCUUGUCAGAACAUGAGGGGUCUUUCCAAGAACUACUUCAAAAACGUACGGAAUCAUCUAGCACUCUAAACUCUAAAAGAAAGGUAAGAAAGCUACAACGCUCAAGAAGAUUAUCCACACUUUCAGAAUGUGGUUCCCAAUCAGAAAAAGAGGAGGACUGUGAUACCACUGUUGCUCAUUCAAAAUGCAUACUAAAGAUAGCUGGCUCUAUCACCGAAAGCAAUGAAUUGGUUUUUCAUGAGGAUGACAAAUGCAUGGCUCCAGAUUUUGGCAGUCUGUCAAGAACCCCUGCUUUGCAGAUAGUGCGUGCGCUAUUUAUGCAAAACAGAAGUAAAAGAACAAAACAAGAUGACCUGCUGAAGAAAAUUGAUGGAGUUGACAUAUCUGCGCUGAAGUGUAUUGUGGCUCAACUCAUUGGCAGGAAAAUGGGCAUUGAGAAACUAGAUAUAUUAACAGAAUUAAGAAUCAGAGACUUAAGACAUGUUCUUACUUUGAUUUUAGAUAUCCUGACUGUGGAAAGCCUAUGCAGUAUGUGGAAAGUAAGCAGGAACUGGCGAGAAAUUGUUAUACAAGAUAGACAUGCGAAUCGGAGGAGAAAGUUGUACAUAAAACAGCUGGCAGUUGAAGCUAAGAGACACCUGCCAGAUACUGAAGAUGCUGCCACUAGACUUCUGAUGACCAGAUUUGCACUACGAUCAGUCCAGGCUCAAGCAAAACCUGCUGUAUUACAAAUGCAGCCCUCUUGUGACGAGUCUUUGACACCUCGUGGAUGCAGCCCUGUUCUUCAGUCAGCUAGCAAAGAAGAAGUGUGUGUAAAGGUUGCCCAAUCCCUCUUCAGUGAUGAAGCUUUAAAACCUUGUCCAAGAUGUCGGUGUCCUGCAAAAUACCAAGCCUUUCAAAAAAGAGGACUCUGUAGCCGGGAAGACUGUGCAUUUGACUUCUGCACUUUAUGUCUUUAUGCCUUCCACGGAUCAAGAGACUGUAGCAGUCCAUCUGCUAAACGACAAAACAGAAAAGAUGCUCUGCCAGGAAGUGCAAAAAGCAAGAGAAACUUAAAACGUCUCUAAAUAUCUUCAAAUGAAUGGAACGUAUUUCCCCUCCCCCUCAAUUCUAUUUUGUAUAGGUAGCACUUUUAAAUAAUUAUGCAUUUUGAAAGUAUUACAUAUUGUAAUUUUGACCAUUAAUCAAGUUGAUAAUUUAAUUCUAUGUGUAAAUAUCCUAAACUUGACUUUUGAUACAUUUCAGAAAAAAGUGAAAACAUUUUAAACUCUUUGUCUUGGUGUUUGUCACUUUGCCAGACACAUUCAAUGAGAUUUCAAUAAAGUACUUUCAAUGUAGUUUUUACUACAUCUUA